GAUUACAUACAUCGCAUCCGCACUGGAGCUAGACUGCAUGUGAUGACUUUAUGUUUAUCAUCUCGAUUCUAUACAUAGGGCUCUGCCAUGAAUAUGUGUAUGAGGGUAAAAUAACACCGAUUAACAGAUGCAGAGAACAUGCAGGACAGCUUCGUGCAGGACCUAGAUGGAACCUGUUAUGAUGUAGCUGGUGAACCAUGUAGUAUCUGAGAUGUCUGAGUCAGCAACAAUGGAAUCUGGAUGUAGGUACUUGUCGUUCCUGAGAUCGUGUGACUUGGCAACUGCGAUUUCGCGGAGGAUGGUGACUGAAGAGAUGCUAGAGCGAUGUGCUCAAGAGGGUCGUAUUGAUGUCCGAAACAAGGAAGGACAAACACCUCUGAUGCUCGCAUGUUUGACAGGUCUUGAGGAUGUUGUCAAGUUCUUGUUAGCAAAUGGUGCCAACCCCAACUCCAAUAGUUUAAUGAUGGGUAAUACCCCUUUGCAUUUUGCAUGCAUGGUAGAAGACAUAGUAGAAGAGGAGUACUUAUCUAGAACAUUCUAUAAACCAAAAAAAUGGACGACCACCAAGGUAUCUAUUGUGAAGCUUCUUCUGAAGUAUGGAGCAUCUGUUCAGAAGAACCUAGAUGGAUGGAAUCCAGCAUGUGUAGCUGCAUUUUACAAUUUUAAGGACAUUGUUGACUUCUUCUUAUUGAUUGAUGAUGGUAGUCCUUUGGAGGACAAGAUCACAGCUUCUCAAAUACUUGGAGUGUCACAAGCUACUCUUGACGAACCGGCUCUCAAAGAUGCAUUUCACUCUUUCUGCAGAGCCUUAGACUUACAAGAAGAUGCAGGAGUUAUCACAGGCCAAGCUGAAACUUCUGAACUUGUACUGUGUUUCUCGAAGCUCUCUUUGACAGAAUUUCACACAUUGGAGGAAAUCAAGGCGGUUGAAUUGUCUGAAAGUGCUUUAAAGGCCCAUGCAUUCUUAGUUGGUGAGAGAUUAUUUCCCCCAAGUCUCAAGCAGAGAUACCUCUACCCUUCCCUUACACACUUUGCAAGUCUUUUAAUGUACCAUGAAGACAUGGUAGAAGCAGGCUUUCAAAUAUUCUCCUGUACCCUUGGUUUUGAAAGAAGUGGAGAAUUGCAGCUAGGAACAGUACUAGGUCACAUAGCUAGUAAUUAUGAAUUCUUCUGUGUGCAUGAUGGCAAAAAAGAGGUUCGACAACGUGCAAGAGAUUUGCUGUGUGCCUAUGGUUCAGUAGUUAAUAAUGUACCUAUUGAUAGUCUGUUGGGGCGGGUGUGUCGUUCACUUAUGGGAAGCUUUGGUGACAUACUUUUUUCUGAAGCAUUUUCUUGCUUUAGUUUUGAUGACUUGAAAUCCACCUUGGAAGAUGUAGAGAAGUUACUGAAAUUCAUUCGAGGUAGGACGUUUAGGGAAAGGCAAGAUGAGUAUCCCAGGAUGCCUUCUGUAGCACUCAAAAUCAUGACUCUUCUGCAGGACAAGUUUGAAGAAACCGUAGAGUGCGUAGACACCGUAAUCGAUAGAAGGUACCUUUUGAAGGUAAAGUUUGUGUUUCUCCGGGUUCUACUCUGCGACAAAGCUUCUUACCAGGAUGUGAACAAUCGCAACACUCUGCUGCACAUGGUAGCGUACUCUACAUAUGCAGAAAGAUAUCUUGAAUGUAUUCAGGAUCUUGCUCUGGCCUUUUUACGUCACGGGUGUCCACUAGAUGCAGUGAAUAGAGUAGGAGAUACCGCCAGAGACCUUAUGCGAUUGCUGCAUGGUAGAUUUGGGAAUCCAAACAUCUAUCUCAUUCAGACAUUGGUGAAUCCACCAACCUCAGUAUUACGUCUGGAGGAAGCAGCUGCCAGAGUAGUCCUGCGACACAAGAUCAACUACCAAGACGUCCUUCCUCUGAGGCUGCGUGAGCUGGUGGAUGGUGGAACUGCGGAAUUAGAGUUAGAAUUAUUAAAAUUAUUAAAAACAAAUGAAGACAGUAGUGAAGACAGUGGUGAAGACAAUGAGUGAUUUAUAAUUUUUAUGCCUUUAAAGGAAGGAGCUGGAGGCAUUAUGUUUUAGGGUUG
Messenger RNA from Strongylocentrotus purpuratus (purple sea urchin), 2064 nucleotides. RefSeq names its product protein fem-1 homolog C. NCBI's taxonomy places the organism in Eukaryota, Metazoa, Echinodermata, Echinoidea, Camarodonta, Strongylocentrotidae. The transcript is spliced from 2 exons. Gene Ontology annotation, molecular function: protein binding. Bases 212 to 2008 code for a protein of 598 amino acids. The record is from RefSeq and is a predicted model, not a curated record.